Molecule: messenger RNA, 357 nt
Organism: Cordyceps militaris CM01
Lineage: Eukaryota; Fungi; Ascomycota; Sordariomycetes; Hypocreales; Cordycipitaceae
Exons: 2
Coding region: 1-357 (118 amino acids)
Source: RefSeq, a predicted model, not a curated record
AUGGGCAACAUUUGCGGUAAACAGGACCCCGAGGACAGGCUGGGCCCGGGCCGCCCGCUCGGCUCAGCACCGCCCCGGCCGCACAAGGCGUCGGUGCCCCAAGCCAAGACGAAACAGACGUACCAGAGCGAGGCGCGCGUGGUCGGGGGCGGCAGCAGCGGCGGCGCGACACCAGCGUCGCAAGCGGCCAGGGAAAGAUGGAGUACAAUCGAGGAGGACAGGAAGAAGCAAGAGGCGCAGAGGAAGAAGAAGCUGGGCGGUGCGCGCGUGCUGACCGCCAAGGAACGGGAUGAGCAGGAUAGACGCCGCAGCGAGAUUGAAGCGAAUGAUAGGCAGGUCCUGGGCCAGACGGGCUGA